Messenger RNA from Silurus meridionalis, 1666 nucleotides. It is a transcript of the gene tmem26b, whose product is annotated as transmembrane protein 26b. Bases 52 to 969 code for a protein of 305 amino acids. The transcript has 6 exons. The record is from RefSeq and is a predicted model, not a curated record. NCBI's taxonomy places the organism in Eukaryota, Metazoa, Chordata, Actinopteri, Siluriformes, Siluridae.
UCGGGGCUUUCAGGGUAAGCGGCAGUCAGCUUGCCGUGGUGACUUGCAGCCAUGCUUCUCAGGUUUAUCUGUGCGGUUGUUACUAGGGCACUAUUUAUUUUAAUUUCACUCAUAGGUGUGUGGAGAGUGGCAUGGGUGAAAGAUAAUCGGCACUAUUGGCUUCUAACUAUCUUGUUUCUGCCUCUUUUGGUGGAAAUGAUUUUAACAUUGAGGAGGAGACAAGGACAAGACUGUAAGUGGUUCUCUCCAGCAAUUUUAUUGUUCCUUGUCAGCAUUAUACCGAGCAUUUGGAUCCUUGAGCUUCAUCAUCAGCAGAAUAAACUAAUGGAAGCCAAGUGUAAUCGACUUGAUUCUUCAGAAAGCAUUAAAGAAUUGUUUAAUAAGCAGUUUAAUUCUUCGAAUGGAACCAAUGCGUUUGAGAUUAUACAGAACUCUCAGAAGAUCUUGUCAUCAGUGUGCCUCAACGACUGGAUUUUGGCGCUCCACCAGAUCUUGCUGGUGCUGCUGAUUGUGGGGAAGUGGCUGAUGCCUAAUGAAGGAGGCCUUACUAGAGACGAGCUCUCGCAACUGCUUCUCAUCUUCGUUGGAACGGCGGCGGACAUUCUUGAAUUCACCAGUGAGACUCUGUCUGAUGUCAAGGAUAAGAGCCCAGUGUUGGUGUACAUUAUUCUAGGCGUCUGGACGUGGAGUAUGCUACAGUUCCCUCACAAUCUUACAGUGUUAGGCUCUAAAACAGAGGAGUAUGAGACGCCGGCUGCCGCUCUCAUUUCUCAACACCGAACAGACCUCUGGUCCGCGAUCGAAGCCCUCUUGAUUCAGGACGGCCCGUUUUUGGUGGUCCGUCUGACCGUCAUGUUUCACUUUGAAAUUCUUCACCAAAUGCUGGUUUUCUUCGCCAUCAAGAAUUUACUGGUGGUGGCACUUAACAUAUAUCGACUCUGGGUCAUUUGUUGGGACUCCAGAUGUUGAAAAAGUCUCGUCACUAGACCCGUAAAACGCACUUUAAAAAAAAUUGCCAUCAUCUAUCCAAAACUUGUUUGAACAGUUUUUUACAUUUUAUAUUUGAGAUUCAUUAAAAAAGUGUAUUCUGACUUACUUAGUUAGUGGAUAAAUUAUACAUCCAUGUAGUAUUUUUACUUUCCAUUAAAAAAUAACACAAAGUAGAAUAGUAGAUCAGAACAUUAGUUUAUAAAUUAGUAUAAAUAACAAACCAGCAAAAUUAUUGUAUACAUAUACCAGGGAUGGACAGUAUUUUUGUAUACACGGACACACACAUAUUUGAAGUAGCACAAACUAUUAUAUAUAUUGCAAUCUUUUUUUGUUUUGUUAUGCUUGAUACAGAAGAAGAAAAAAAAUCAUUCAAAAUUCACGUGUGCUAUAUUUCCAGUAUUUAUGUUUGCAUGGUGACAUCAUGAAAACAGAGCGGCUCAGCGGCUUGAACAUAUCAGCAACACCAAACACUUAUCAAAGACACCUUCUGUGAGUAAACUGUUUAUGAAGAGCUCAUGCAAUGUCUACACCCAUCAGGAAGAAAAAGAUAGCUGGGAGUGAUGACUAACUUGUUUCUGUUCAGGAAGACAAAACAGGAUUUUUCCUCACUGUUUAAUAGAUUUUACAUCAAAGCUGCCUGUAUUGUGAAAGUCAGGUCAAAACUAGAGCACUGGAA